AUGGAAAAUUGGGGUCUAAUAACAGCUGCAGAAAAUUCUGUUGGCUAUAACCGGCAACUGUGUGAUGCACGAACAAAACUUUGGGUGGCCGAUGUUAUUGCACAUGAAAUUGCACAUAUGUGGUUUGGUAAUUUGGCAACAAUGCGAUGGUGGAAUGAUAUGUGGAUAAACGAAGGAUUUGCAACAAUGAUGGCUGUUAAAGCAGCAGAUUUUGUUCAGAAUACAACAAUUAGAACGAAUGAAUAUUUUACCGCUGAAAUGGCUUAUCAUGCAUUACGUAGUGACAGCUAUACGGAGCAACCAAUGAGCCUAAAAAAAAAUAGUACCCAAGUCUAUACAAUCAACAAAAAAAUUUUAUAUCUAAAGGCUGCCACUGUUUUACGUAUGAUGGAAGCAACAGUUGGUGAUGAUGAGUUCCGCGAAACGUUGCAUUAUUAUUUGACCAAAUAUGCGUAUAAAAAUGCUGAUAAAGAUGAAUUUUUGAACUGUUUUAGCAGGCAAUAUGCAGCAAAGAAACUUCGAAAUAAUACUUUCAUCAGUAAAAAUAUUUCACUGUUUAGUUUUUUGGAUUCUUGGUUUUAUCAGCCGGGAUUUCCGUUACUUCAAGUUGAUAGAAGUGGAGAUAAAAUUAUGGUCUCUCAAAAACUGUAUAAUACUGAUGAUAUUGGCAACAGUAGUGAGACAAAUUUCCAGUGGAAUGUACCACUAUUUGUCAAAACUAAUGAUCCAUCUUCAAUUUUAUGGCUACGAAGAAACGAAAGUUUGGUGUUACGUGCGUCAAGGAGGCCUGUGUUAGUUGAUGUUGAUACCAGAGGAUAUUAUCGGAUCAAUUAUGAUGAAAAUACCUGGAAAGAUCUAAUUGUACAGCUUCUAGAAAAUCAUACAGAAAUAUCGCCAAAUGCUCGUGUUCGACUGAUUGACGAUGCAUUUACACUUGCCGGGAGUAAGAUUAUAUCAUUUGAAGUACCGUUGCGACUGGGGAUUUAUUUAAAACAGGAAUUGAAUCUUAGCCCGCUGUCAUGUUUUUUUCGUCAUUUUGACGUUUUAAAUGAAAAAUUCAAAGUGCAUUCAAAAUCAGCACUGUUCACGAGGUUUGGUAUAUUUCUGUUGGAACCUUUGUAUCAUCAUUAUGUAAAAACGUUUAUACCAACUUUACAACGGGAAUCUGAUGUGAAAAUAUGGGUACAAUCAGCAGUAAUAUCAAAAAUUUGUCUUUACGGGUAUCAACCGUGUGUUCAGCUGAUACUUCCAUUGUUCAAAGAGUUGGUUCAGAACUGUACUGGCCGAAUGUUUAGUGAUAGCUGUAACAAAGUGCAGCCAACAGUGCGGCGAGUCCUCUAUGCUGUAGCUGCCAAAUACGGUAGUCAGGAAGACUUCGAGACACUGCUCCAGAAGUCUCGUAUCGAAAAGAGUCGUUUUGAGUCUCAACGUUUAUACUCUGUUCUAGGUUACACCCAGAAUCAGUCUAAUAUCUAUAGGAUUCUGGAAGAAAAUUUCAAUGAAGGAGCAGAUUUUAAGAUCAACUUUCAGCUUUUGGCACUUGCCAGAUCUGAAGCAAAGAUCAAACAGUGGUUAGCGUUUAUGACCAAAAAUUAUAAUUCCCAAGUUGAUAUAUGGAAG
Messenger RNA from Enterobius vermicularis (human pinworm), 1620 nucleotides. The record is from the annotation of a GenBank genome assembly. Lineage: Eukaryota; Metazoa; Nematoda; Chromadorea; Rhabditida; Oxyuridae.